UCAUGCCAGGUGAUGGGGAGGGUGAAGGGCAGUGGUGUUAGCAGAUAUUACUGAGCCUGCUCAGCUCCUGUGCGUGCCGACCGCACCUUAAGUAGCAAAUUCCUACCGUUUGCAGCUGUUGCUGGGCGUGCUCAGACCACUCCAGCAAAUUCUCCAGGAAGGGAAGCUGAUGCAACAGCCCUUCUCUGUCUGGGCAGUUCCUGUCUCCUUGAUGAACCGUCUCAAGUGGUGCUGGCAGCAUGGAGUGGGCCGAGAGUGAACUGCUGGAGACCCUGGAAGAGCUGGGAGAAAGGGAGCUGCAGAGAUUCAAGGACAAACUGAGUGAAAUCCAGCCUAAGGAGGGAUACCAACAUCUCCCCUCUGGGAGCCUAAGAAAUGCGGAUCUCCUAGCCCUCGCGGACCUGCUCCUCCUCUUCUAUGGGACGGACGAUGGGGCGGAGGUGGCUGUGGAGGUGCUGAGAGCCAUCGACCAGGAAGCCCUAGCAGAGAGACUCAAGAUACUCAUUGAUACACUGGAAUAUGAGAAAUCUUAUUUCGAGCGGCAGCUGCAGCAGCAUCACUUCGCAAGAGGAGGUUUCAUGUAUGUGGAAUGCACACUGAACGAUGAGCAGUACCAGACAAUCAGAGCUGAGAAAACCAGCCAGGAGAAGAUGCAGAAGCUGUACGAGCUGGUGCCGGGCUGGGACGAAUGGCAGAAGGACCAGCUCUACCAGGCACUGAAGGAAACAAACAGAGACCUGGUUGAAGAGCUGGAGGGGGGACACUUUGUUGACCGGCACCGAGAGAAGCUGAUCCAGAGAGUCCCAGAAGUGGACAGAGUCCUGAAGCUACUUCGGGGGCACACGCUAACCCCUGAACAAUACCAGAGCAUCAGCACCAGGAGAUCCAAUGUGGAGAAAAUGCAGAAGCUGUACAAGCUGGUGCCGAGCUGGGGGAGGGAGCACAAGGACCGGCUCUACCGAGUGCUGUGGAUAACAAACAGAGCCCUUGUUGAUGAGUUUGCAGGUGUGGGUACCCGAGCGCAGAAGCCGUCCACCAGCACCAGCCCUGGAGCUACACGGGAACAUUUUGUGGAGCGGCAUCGGGAGCAGCUGAUUCAACGCGCCUCUUCAGUUGACACAAUCCUAGAUGUGCUGAAGCGGAGCCAUUACAUGUUGGAACAGAAGAGUCUGUUCCUGGCGCAAAAGGCAGCAAACGAAAGCCUCACUGAAGAGCUAGAGGCAUCAAAGCGACGUACUGGCAGGGGUGGACGACUCCGGAAUCGGCCGCACAUACUGAACGAUGAACAAUAUCAGAUGAUCGGACCUGAGAAAACCAGCCAGGAGAAGAUGCGGAAGCUUUACAAGCUGGUGCCGAGCUGGGGCAAACGGCAGAAGGACCGGCUCUGUUUGCUGAAGAAAACAAACAGAGGCCUGGUUGAAAAGCUAAAGGGUGCAAGUACCCCGGCUCAGAUGCCGUCCACCAGCACCAGCCCCGGAGCUACAUGUCUCGACAAGCGCCCAGAUUUCUUCCCGCACCAGGACCAGCCGUACCUAGCGCUGAAGGCAACAAGCGAAAGCCUCACUGAAGAGCCAGAGGGAUUCACCAGUAAAGAGACUGAAUCCGACUCUAGUUCUGCUGCAGCGAUGAAGGCGGCAGGAGGUGGGUAG
Mauremys mutica (yellowpond turtle) is the source of this 1649-nucleotide messenger RNA. RefSeq lists its product as uncharacterized. Lineage: Eukaryota; Metazoa; Chordata; Testudines; Geoemydidae. The coding region runs from base 240 to 1649 and encodes 469 amino acids. The transcript has 9 exons. Gene Ontology annotation, biological process: regulation of apoptotic process; inflammatory response; innate immune response. The record is from RefSeq and is a predicted model, not a curated record.